This is a messenger RNA of Diplodia corticola, 1617 nucleotides long. RefSeq names its product cation diffusion facilitator 1. The record is from RefSeq and is a predicted model, not a curated record. The coding region runs from base 1 to 1617 and encodes 538 amino acids. Gene Ontology annotation, molecular function: monoatomic cation transmembrane transporter activity. Lineage: Eukaryota; Fungi; Ascomycota; Dothideomycetes; Botryosphaeriales; Botryosphaeriaceae. The transcript is spliced from 2 exons. Gene Ontology annotation, cellular component: membrane. Gene Ontology annotation, biological process: transmembrane transport; monoatomic cation transport.
AUGGCUUCCGACAAGAUCGACAACGGCGCCGCCCCUGCCGGCGGAAGGCCCCGAGCCGGAUCGGAGCACGAGAGCGUGCGGUCGAUUGUGGGAGUCUUCGAACGGAGGGCGUCCGAGGCGUCGGAGCAUGCGGCGGCCGCUGCAAACCUCCGUCGCGUGAGCGCCGCCCACACCCUGGUUGCCGUGCCUGCCAGUCCCGUCCACAGCCAGCCGCCAGACGCUGCUGCCGCUGCCGCUGCCGCUCCCGGGCCCAACGAGAAGCCGCCCCCGCAAAGCGUGCCUGCCUCCGUUGUUCGUGAGGCCGAGGAGCCCGCUCCCAGCUCGCCCAACUCGCCCAGCUCGCCCACCCAGCCCUCGGUCAACACCACCGAGACUACCAGUAAGCUGGCCAGCCCGGCGCCGCUCGUGCCGGCCGACGAUGCCAUGACGCGGGUGCGCGACGAGGAGGCGUCCGUCGGAAUGGACGACCACUACGGCCCCGAUCCCUACGGCCUGGCUGCACGCAAGAACGACGCCAUGUCGCGCCCCGAGAUCAAGGCGUCGCGCGGCCUGUGGAACCGCUCCCGCGCCCGCAAGGUCGAGUCGUUCUACGAGAAGCAGAACGAGCUGAUUGACGAGCUGCUGCAGAGCGGCGACGAGGAGCGCCUGCACGCCGAGGACCAGGAGAAGAACGGCGCCAAGGUCAAGUUCGCCGUCAACGCCUCCUUCGCCGUCAACUUCUGCCUCUUCUGCAUCCAGCUCUUCGCCGCCGUCACCACCGGCUCGCUGUCGCUGUUCGCCACCGCCGCCGACGCCUUCAUGGACCUGGUGUCGUCCGUCGUGAUGCUGGUCACGUCGCGCCUGGCCAACAAGCCCAACCCCGUCAAGUACCCCGUCGGCCGCCGCCGCAUCGAGACGGUCGGCAUCAUCCUGUUCUGCGCCCUGAUGACCACCGUCGCCGUCCAGCUGCUGGUCGAGUCGGCCCGCGCCCUGGGCGAGGGCGCCCGCACCGACGGCCAUCUCAAGCUGGUGCCGCUGAUCUGUGUUGCCCUGGCCAUUGGCGCCAAGUUCGGCCUGUUCUGCUACUGCUUCGCCUUCCGCCGCUAUCCUGCCGCCCACGUCUUCUUCAUCGACCACCGCAACGACCUGGUCGUCAACGUCUUCGGCCUGACCAUGUCCAUCGUCGGCGAGCGCCUCGUCUGGUAUCUCGACCCCGUCGGCGCCAUGUGCAUCGGCCUGCUCAUCCUCUUCUCGUGGGUCUCGCAGGCCUUCGACCAAGUCUGGCUGCUCGUCGGCAAGUCGGCCUCGCGCGAGUUCAUCAACAAGGUCAUCUACGUCACCUUGACCCACGAUCCGCGCAUCAGCAAGGUUGACACGUGCCGCGCCUACCACGCCGGCGAGCGGCUCUACGUCGAGGUCGACGUCGUCAUGGACCCGGAGAUCCGCCUGCGCGACUCGCACGACGUGAGCCAGGCCCUGCAGCGCAAGCUCGAGGGCCUGGCCGACGUCGAGCGCGCCUUCGUCCACGUCGACUAUGAGCACGACCACAGUGUCCACGAUGAGCACAAGCCGCUGUACGACCUCCAGCAGCCUCGUACCUUCAAGCAGAUGCUGGCCGGCCUGAUCCGUGGCGACUGA